Messenger RNA from Acanthosepion pharaonis, 1461 nucleotides. The record is from the annotation of a GenBank genome assembly. Lineage: Eukaryota; Metazoa; Mollusca; Cephalopoda; Sepiida; Sepiidae.
AUGAGAAAAUCUCAAAUCCAGAUCAACCGGAAUUAUUUGACAUUUUCCUGGAAGCUCCUUGUUUCUUCACUGAUCAUUUCUUGCCUUGCUGUUCUUUGUGGCAAAUUUCUCAUAUCUGAUUCACAUUUAACAAAAGACAAAUCAUGGGCUGCUGAUGCUGAUUCCAGUGGAUGGUAUCUUGCCACUAAGGAUGCAGAAUCAAAAUUCAAUAUUCCCCACUGUGACAUUGAGAAGAGAUCAAUACUGGAUGUUACCAGUGAGGAGUUUGAGCAGAAAUACAAACUGAAAAAACCUUUGAUUUUCACUUUCCCCAAUGGGGCUCAAGAUUGGACUAGUAGCAUUAAGUGGUCCCGGCGGUCACUCAAGAAAAAAUAUGGACACUGGUUUGUUCAGACUGGAAAUGCUCUUGAGAUUGUGCGGCAUGGAGGAAAUGGAAAUUUGAAAAUGUAUUUUGAACGUUUUGUGGAUGAUGAUAUGAACAAGACCAAUUCCCGUGGAGAACCAUUGUAUAUAUUUGAUAGAUAUUUUUACAAAGAUUCUGACUUAUCUGCAUCAAUGAAAGUUCCAAAGAUCCUCAAGUUCAAGUUUUUCCAUUCUUUCCAAUUUUUCUUCAUUGUUAAUUCCUUCUUGAGUCGUCCUUUCUUUCUGUCUUUCAUGUGCUUUCUUCUCUCAAAUACAUUCAUUUUUAUCUCUCAUGUAGUUUCUUUUCUGUGUCCAGCGUACUUUCUUUUCUGUGUCCAGCGUACUUUCUUUUCUGUGUCCAGCGUACUUUCUUUUCUGUGUCCAGUGUACUUUCUUUUCUGUGUCCAGCAUACUUUCUUUUCUGUGUCCAGUGUACUCCUUUUCUGUUCCUUACAUAUUUUCUUUUUGUGUCUUGUAUACUUUCUUUUCUGUUACUCACAUGCUUUUUUCUGUCUCCCAUGCACUUUCUUUUCUGUCUCAUGUACUUUCUUUUCUUUCUCUGAAAUACAUUCAUUUCUAUCUCUCACAUACUUUCAUUUUUAUCUCUCAUGUAGUUUCUUUUCUGUGUCCAGCGUACUUUCUUUUCUGUGUCCAGCGUACUUUCUUUUCUGUGUCCAGUGUUCUCCUUUUCUGUUCCUUACAUAUUUUCUUUUUGUGUCGUGUAUAUUUUCUUUUCUGCUACUCACAUACUUUUUUCUGUCUCUCAUGCACUUUCUUUUUUAUCUCUCACAUACUUUUUUUUCUGUCUCAUGUAAUUUCUUUUCUGUGUCUUGCGUAGUUUCUGUUUCUUGCAUAUUUUCUUUUUUGUGUCUUGCAUACUUUCUUUUCUAUCUCUCACAUACUUUCCUUUUUAUCUCUCACAUACUUUCCUUUCUAUCUCUCGCAUACUUUCCUUUCUAUCUCUCGCAUACUUUCCUUUCUAUCUCUCACAUACUUUCCUUUCUAUCUCUCGCAUACUUUCCUUUCUAUCUCUCACAUACUUUAUGUUCUGUCACAUAG